Messenger RNA from Gongylonema pulchrum, 561 nucleotides. NCBI's taxonomy places the organism in Eukaryota, Metazoa, Nematoda, Chromadorea, Rhabditida, Gongylonematidae. The record is from the annotation of a GenBank genome assembly.
AUGCUAACAAAACAGGACUUCAAAGUUCAGGAAAUUAUCGAGGAUCUGAAAAUAAAAGGUGAAAAGCCGCAAAUACCAGGUGUGCGCAGAUAUUCGCCCUCUAGAAAUGAAUGCAAUCAGAUACUCACGAGUCCAGUUUUCGCGAGCAGGAUUGCAAGAGAUCCAUUAACUGUUGAUUCCAAGAAAGUGGAUAUGGCAUUCAGCAGUUCCUGCGAAGAAAUUAAAUUGCGUGGAUCGUAUAUGGACCCACCUCAAACUAAAAUUGAAAUCGAUUUUCCUAUUGCUUUCGUUAGAGUUGUCUAUAGAGCUUACCAUGUGCAAGAAUUGCUGUUUAAUUUGAUGUACACGCCGCAGAAUUUGUUCUGCUAUGCACUGGACAAUAAAUCGAGUCCCCUGUUCCACGAACAUAUGAGAAAUCUAUCGGCAUGUUUCCCAAAUGUUUUUCUCACUGAGACCGAGUACAACGUGGACAGUGCUGGACACAAUAUGACUCGAAGCUAUUUGGAAUGUCUGAAUAUUCUGCGCAAGAAAUCAGACUGGAAAUACGCUAUUCUACUGCAG